AGAGGAAGAUUUGACUCUUCAAGUUGUUAACGAAUAUGGUUUUCUCCCUACACCAAGUUGGUCCAGCUGUAUGGAUAUUGCUUCUCUCCUUGAAUGGAAACUUAACUGUUUCGAACAAUCUUUUAACACCGUAUACAAUCUUUCUAGGCGUUUUUCAAAUAAGGGAAAUAAAUGCACAUGUGCUAAAAUUGCGGUUCAAGUUGAUAACAAAGAAACUGUCAAUACCUAUGAUGUCGAAUCUGAUAGCGCGCUUAUAAGGGAAGUAGAAGAAGCUCUUCAAAAAGCACACUUAACUCUUUCUCCACAGAGGACAAAAAAGGAGCCUAUCUCCGUAGAUAGGCCUAGCAAGAGUGUCCUGAAAAUGUGUCAUGGAAACACUUGUAUAAAGAAGUCGAGACCUGAUUGCAGCGGACCUAUAACAAAGCAGCGGAAAUAUAUUCCUGCCCACUAUAAAGCUCCCUAUAAAACGGAUUUGCACAUACCAAAGCGUAAAAAGUUGUUUACAUUAGGACAGCCAGUAGCAUCAUUUCCACCAACGAUGGACAACAAAAAUAUGAGUGACAAAACCAUAAAAAAGAUCAAUGAAACCAGUACUAAACAGGAAAAUCACACAGAAGUGAAUUUUCUCGAAGAUAUAAAUUUAUUAUGCCAUCCAGCUUCUACAUGUGACUGCUACCAAUAUCAAACCCAUCAGCAGGCUGCUUUAAUCGAAAAAUAUAAUAAAAGUGUUUCGUGCUUGUGGCUCUCGAUCUCACGUACCAGGCAAUUAUUAAGAUCGGAAGACAGAAGUAUUAUAGUUCAGUUUUUUAAAAACAUCCCCAUGGAAUCCAAACUGUUUUCUAGUAUGUGCUUUGCUAUUCAAAAGUGUGACCUUGCCAUCGCUUUGUUCGAAAAAUUCACUAGUCUUGUGAGUUUCAUUGAUGUACAGAAAGUCAGUCAAGAUGAAAUUAAUUGGAUUCAGUACGUUUUUUCAGGAUUCAGCCUCAUUUUAAAACUGUUGGAAUUACUGAUGACAAAGGUGAACCCUGAUUCAAGCGACUUGUCAACAACGAAUGUCCUUAAUGAUCUUCUCACUCAUAAUGAUCCCAUAAGUGCCUGGUUUGCUUCAAAACACCCAGUUAAACUAGUUGCUCCUCCAAGUCCAUAUGAAGCGUUUCUGACUAUAGGCAACUGUCCUAGCACUCCAGGAGCAUUUUCCCGUUUAUUAGCGUUAACGGCAUGGCCUCAAAUGUGUGUAUUCAACGGCAGCGCGAAACAAGCAUUAUUAUUUACAAACCUUUGGAGUGAGCUUGAAUCUGUCCAAACAGAACUCGAACUUUUAAACACUUUUAAAGCAAAUCUACCUAAUUUGCUUGUGGAUCAUCUAUUCACAAAAACGAUGGAUUUGUUGGGGACGUUAGAUCCCCAAAACUCAUUUUGUAAUUUUAUCUUUGUGGAGCUUGUAUGCAGAUGUAUGCUUGGGCAUUUCUUACCGCCCACGCACAUAGUCGAUUGACGAACUAAUCGAUCAAAUGUUUAAAAACUUCCAUGGCAAUAUCGAUUAUAUAUAUUUUGUAUAAAUACGCUUGAUGGACCUGGUAUCUUCUGGUUGUCUGUAGAAUACACUUUCUACAUCUUACCAAUACUUCUGGGUCGAGUUAGCUGAGUCGGGGACAACGGACCAGUAUAGCCUAUCGAGUCUCUGAAUCCUUGAUUCUUCGUUCCGUUCCGAGUAAGACGAAUCAGUAGUAGCAUUCAAGUUUAACGAAAAUAACAGGAUUGUAAAAAAAUUACAACACUAAUGAAAGCAGUGGUUUACUGUCGCAUGUGUACACUGUUAAAUUAAUUUUAUAUCCAAGAGUGCUUUGUGUUUUUCACAAAGCAUAUUUGUGUACAAAUGGUUAAUAAAGAUUUUGUAAUUUGUAGUCGUCUUAAAUCAUCACUAACCUCCUUUUUUUACUAUGAAUUUAAUCAAAGUAAGAAAAGUCAAAUAGUAUCAUUAUUAAAAUAAUGAACCUUCUUCUACUACUCUUUCCAGCAAUCAUGCGUCGGCUUUCCGUAAUUUAUACACACUCGUUUGCGGAAACAGUCCAUUGAUUUUGAAAAGCAACGUAUAAAUAACAUUCUACACAUCUCCAUAUCUUGUACAUUUCAUAUAUGCUAUAGAAACAGAUUGGCAAACAUGUGCAAACUUUUUUUUAGCUAUUAAAUGACGCAUCAUGUUAUAUUCAUUCUUUUAAAAUUGCCACAACAUAGUCGAAAAAUAUUUUUUAAGUAAAAAGACAACUUUUAAAUAAUUUGUAGAAAUUUAUCAAAACUUACUAUCAAACUACCUAGGUUACUUUUAAUAUACAAUCUUAAAGCAGAAAUUAAUCAUUUUUAUUGACUUUAUGUUUAAAUUAUUGUACAUUUGUAUUUUACAUUUGAAUAUACUGGUUAAGCGGAGAUUCUUGAC
Schistosoma guineensis is the source of this 2434-nucleotide messenger RNA. The record is from the annotation of a GenBank genome assembly. NCBI's taxonomy places the organism in Eukaryota, Metazoa, Platyhelminthes, Trematoda, Strigeidida, Schistosomatidae.